This is a messenger RNA of Oncorhynchus gorbuscha (pink salmon), 2514 nucleotides long. RefSeq names its product zinc finger protein 883-like. Gene Ontology annotation, molecular function: DNA-binding transcription factor activity, RNA polymerase II-specific; RNA polymerase II cis-regulatory region sequence-specific DNA binding. The transcript has 2 exons. Gene Ontology annotation, biological process: regulation of transcription by RNA polymerase II. NCBI's taxonomy places the organism in Eukaryota, Metazoa, Chordata, Actinopteri, Salmoniformes, Salmonidae. The coding region runs from base 245 to 1903 and encodes 552 amino acids. The record is from RefSeq and is a predicted model, not a curated record.
UUCUUCAAACAACAAAACCUCCGUAGCUUACGAGCACCUCGGUAUCUUUCUAGCCAACAUAGCAGAUCUUUAAAUGCUUUCGUUGUAUUUUAGCCACUGUGUUUUAAACACACUUGUCGUAUCUAUUAGCUAGUUACACCAUUUCAUUAAAUAUCUACGUUGUUGUUAGCUAGCUAGCUGGGUAAAUUAGCAGUGCUAGUCUUGUCACAAAUGCUAACUAGCUAUCUAGCUAACAUCCCAGACCAUGAACUCACUAAACGACUCCCCCACUUCUAAAGAGGUGAUCUGCUGGACGGAGAAAGAAACUCUGGGGCUGAACAUUGUCGUGAAAGAGGAGAAGGAAGAAGAGGAUGUCACAGUAAAACAAGAAACAGAGGUUGAAGCUGUUACAGUGAAAGAAGAAGAGAAAGAGGUUAAAUUGACAGAAGAUGAAAACGCGUUCAGAGUGAAAGAGGAGGAAGAAGAGGAUGUUACAUUAAAAGAAGAGGAGGAUGAGAAGGAGGGGGAGAUGACUGCCACAGUGAAAGAAGAGGAAGACGUUUUUGGAAUGAAGGAAUUGGGGGAGAUUACUGUCACAUUGGAGGAGGAAGAAGAGGAGACAGGAGAUCUGAUUAACAACAGAGAGAGACCAGACUCUCACUCUGACAGCAGUAAGACUCCUUCAGAGGAACCAGACCCAGAGACGAGUCCUUCAGGGGAACCAGACCCAGAGACUCCCAAACCAGUGAGACGACUCAACUGCUCCAAGUGUAAUAAGAGUUUCAAGUUGUCAUGGAACCUAAAAGAGCAUGAGAGAAAACACACAGGAGGAAAACCUUUCCACUGCUCCCAGUGUGGAAAGAGAUUUUCACGAUCACAGAACCUAAAAAAACAUAGUAGAAUACACACAGGAGAAAAGCCUUACCACUGUUCCCAUUGUGGAAAGAAUUUUAGGUUGUUGGAUAAGCUGAAGGAGCAUGAGAGGACGCACACAGGGGAGAAACCUUACCCUUGCUCCGUGUGUGGAAAGAGUUUUACCCAAUUAGCUUACCAAAAAGAGCAUGAAAGGAAACACACCGAAGAAAAGCCUUUCCAAUGUUCCCAGUGUGGAAAGAGAUUUUCCCGAUCACAGAACCUAAAAAUGCAUCAGAGGACACACACAAGGGAGAAAACGUAUCUCUGUUCCCAGUGUGGAAAGUGUUUUACUCAUUUAUGGAGCCUGAACAAACAUAAUAGAACGCACACAGGAGAAAAACCUUACCACUGUUCCCAUUGUGGACAGAGUUUUAGGUUGUUAGGUAACCUAAAAGAGCAUGAAAGGAAACACACAGGAGAAAAGCCUUUCCAAUGUUCCCAUUGUGGGAAGAGAUUUACACGAGCACAGCAACUAAAAUCACACGAAAGGACACACACAGGGGAGAAACCAUACCACUGCUCCCAGUGUGGAAAAAGUUUUACGCAGUUAGCGAGCCUGAACACUCAUAAGAGAAUACAUACAGGAGAAACGCCUUACCCCUGUGCCCUAUGUGAAAAGAGAUUUUCACGACCACAGGAACUAAAAUCUCAUGAGAGGACACACACAGGGGAGAAACCAUACCACUGCUCCCAGUGUAAAAAGAGUUUUUCGCUGUUAGGGAGCCUGAACAAACACAAUAGAAUACACACCGGAGAAAAGCCUUACCACUGUGCCCAUUGCGGAAAGACAUUUUCACGAUCACAGGACCUAAAAUCACAUGAGAGGACACACACAGGAGAAAAGCCUUACCCAUGUCCCCAUUGUGGAAAGAGAUUUUCACGAUCACAGGAACUAAAAUCACAUGAGAGGACACACACCGGGGAGAAACCUUAUCAUUGCUCCCUGUGUGGAAAGGAUUUUUCCCAUUUAGGGAGCCUGAACAAACAUAAGAAGACAAUGCACUCUUGAGUGAAGCCUUACCCAUGUUCCCAUUCCCAGGCUGUGUUCUGAUGAGUCACAGUGUUCUGAUGAGUCACAGUGUUCUGACUGAUGUUUGACUGUUUUAUGCCACAUUAAACCAUAUUGUUUUUUUUGUUUUGAUUCUACACUUUGAUAUAUUGGAUACAUGUUAGAACCCUUAGAUGUUUAUGACACGAUUUAGAUAUUUUAAAAUGUAAAUUGGAUGAAUAUUAUAUAUGUAUUUCUUGAUUCUGACCUUGAAAACCUCGAGAAACGUUGUUGUUUUGGUUUCAUUGAGUUAAUUUGUGUUCUCGUCUCCAAGCUAAAGAUGUGAUGAUGUUGUGAACACGAAGAACAUUCACAACCUCUUGAAUGUUCCCAUCAGUGUUAUUCCACUAUGUUAGAGAGAGAACACAGGUGCUGAUUGUAAAACACAUUUGAUUAAUGCAACAUUGUAAUCUGAAUGAAAAGUAUUAAUGAAUAUGUUUUUAAUUCUGUUGGCCACUAGUGGACAUUCACUAUAAAACCAUAAGAUAUUAACAGUAAAUAUUACAAUAACAGAAGUUCCAAAAGAAUAAAGACAUUACAAAUGUCAUAUUUUGUCUGUAUACAGUUUUGUU